Messenger RNA from Sander lucioperca (pikeperch), 1682 nucleotides. Its product is annotated as vertebrate ancient opsin-like. The record is from RefSeq and is a predicted model, not a curated record. The coding region runs from base 318 to 1535 and encodes 405 amino acids. Gene Ontology annotation, biological process: G protein-coupled receptor signaling pathway; visual perception. Gene Ontology annotation, molecular function: G protein-coupled receptor activity. The transcript is spliced from 4 exons. Lineage: Eukaryota; Metazoa; Chordata; Actinopteri; Perciformes; Percidae. Gene Ontology annotation, cellular component: photoreceptor outer segment; membrane.
UGUCUGUGUGAGAGACAGGAGCGUCUCAGGGAAGAGUAAAGUGGGCCACAAUUUAUUUAUUUUUUAAAUUUUCGAACACCCCUCCCCCCUUCCCCUGAACUGAACAAAGUGUUGCUAUCCCCAACAAAAACACUUUUUAUUGUCCAACAUUUCUGUUUGGCUCUACUUUUUCCACUUGGCAUUUCUUACAGCAACAAGUGUUGCUGACUACCAGCAACAGCUUAUCUAUUUUUCCAAACAGAAAAAAACAGAAAUGCCAACGACAUAUUAGCUGCCUUUCAGUACACAGUGUGCCACAGUCGUGACACCGGGCUGCGAUGAUCGUGUCCAACGUGAGCCUGAGCAGCUGCGCAGGGGUCAACAGCGCUCUGUGUGCCGCAGCCGAGGAAGGGCACUUCGGGGGAGGCUCACACCGGAUCACACUCACACCGACAGGGAACCUGAUCGUGGCUGUGUGCCUGGGCUUCAUCGGCACUUUCGGAUUUAUGAACAACCUGUUAGUGCUCGUGCUCUACUGCCGCUACAAGAUGCUGCGGUCGCCCAUCAACCUGCUCCUGAUUAACAUUGCCAUCAGCGACCUGCUGGUAUGCGUACUCGGGACUCCGUUCAGCUUCGCCGCCAGCAUGCAGGGAAGGUGGCUCAUAGGAGAAAGCGGCUGCGUAUGGUACGGCUUCGCCAACACCCUAUUUGGCAUCGUCUCCCUGAUCUCCCUGGCUGUCCUCUCCUAUGAGCGCUACAGCACCAUGGUGGCGCCCACUGAGGCGGACUCCUCCAACUACCGUAAGACCUCCCUGGGCAUCACCCUGUCCUGGGUCUACUCCCUCAUCUGGAGCAUGCCGCCACUUUUUGGCUGGAGCCACUAUGGUCCCGAGGGUCCUGGGACCACCUGCUCUGUCAACUGGACGGCCAAGACGGCGAACAACAUAUCUUACAUCAUCUGCCUGUUUGUCUUCUGCCUCAUUGUGCCGUUCCUGGUGAUCGUGUUCUGCUAUGGAAAACUGCUGUGCGCCAUCAGACAGGUGCGCCGGAUCAAUGCAUCGUUGAGCAGGAAACGUGAGCAGCGAGUGUUAUUCAUGGUGGCGAUCAUGGUGAUCUGCUACCUGUUGUGCUGGCUGCCGUAUGGCAUCAUGGCCCUGAUGGCCACCUUUGGGCCGCCGGGCCUGGUCACACCCGUGGCAAGCAUCAUCCCCUCACUCCUGGCCAAGACAAGCACGUUCAUCAACCCAGUCAUCUAUGUCUUCAUGAAUAAACAGUUUUACAGAUGUUUCCAUGCCCUGCUGCGUUGUGAGGUUCCUCGACGAGGCUCGAGCACAAAGACCUCCUCCAAGGUCGCCACCAAGGUCAUGAGGGCUGUAGCAGUCACUGGUACCCACCGCACCAACAACUUCCUAUUAUUGGUAGCCUCCCUGGGUCAACCGGCCGCCACCAUGCCCCAACCGGACCCCUCAGUGGAAGCAACCAUUGAUAACACCAAAGGCCCCUCUUCAGACAUCAACAAACCUGUCGUAUCACUAGUGGCUGAUGAUUGGCUAUAACCAUAAAAUCCCAAAGUCCCCAGCCAAGAAGUCAUUAAUAAUGAGAGAGGUGGUGUUACUGCGGCUUGGAGAGCAGCAGCCUGCCAAUCCAGGUGGAGUUAAUGCUGCUGUUGCAUCAGCUUUACCCCAGCUAGUAGACAUGAUGAC